AUGAACGCGGCCGGCUUCCCCUGCAUGCGAGGCAUGUGCACGCUGCCGGCGCCCAGCCCCGCCGCCGCGGCCAGCCCCGGCUCCCCGGGGCCGCCCCGGGGGUCUCCCCCCGCCGGUCAGCCGCCGCCGGUGAAGCCGGAGCCGCGGGGCAGUGGGGGCAGCCCCCCCCCGCCGCCGCCGCCCCCCGAGGAUCCGCCACCCCCGGCCGGGGGCCGCCGGAGGAAGCGGCCGGUGCAGAGGGGCAAACCCCCUUACUCCUACAUCGCCCUCAUCGCCAUGGCCAUCGCCAACGCCGCCGAGAGGAAGCUCACCUUGGGAGGCAUCUACAAGUUCAUCACCGAGCGCUUCCCCUUCUACCGGGAGAACCCCAAGAAGUGGCAGAACAGCAUCCGCCACAACCUCACCCUCAACGACUGCUUCGUCAAGAUCCCCCGGGAACCUGGCCAUCCCGGCAAGGGCAACUACUGGACGCUGGACCCAGCCGCCGAGGACAUGUUUGACAACGGGAGCUUCCUGCGCCGAAGGAAGCGCUUCAAGCGCACCGACAUCACCACCUACCCCGGCUACAUGCAAAACUCCAGCGCCUUCACACCCCCACCCGCUGGCCGCCCCACAGCACCGACAGCACCCUACCCCAACGCCCUCUGCUCUCCGGGCUACGGCCCCCAGCUCUCCAGCACCGUCUUCCACCCCUACACGGCUGGGGCAGCGCCGCCGGCGCAGCAUCCCAGGAUGUUCAGCAUCGACAGCCUCAUCAGCGGCCAGCAGGCCCUGCAGCCCUCGCCACCCGCUGAGCUGGGCCACCCAUCUCUGGGCUUGCCCGGGGCCGAGCUGGCUCCCACCUGCUCCGCCGGCACUUCCGAGCCUCCCUGCUUCCAGGCGCAGCCGGUCAGCCCGGGCUUGCUGGGCCGGGCCGGCCCCAACACUUUGGCUUACCCCUACGCCGCCUCGCCCCCGCACCUGCCCGUGGCUCAGGGCAGCUACUCGCCCAGCAGCCCGCAGCUCUACGGGGCCCCCAACAGACUGGCCCUGCCGGCCAUGAGGCCCCCGGCCUGCGCCGAGCACAGCGAGCAGCUCCUGGGGCUCUCCGCGUCCCCCCUCGGCCAGUUCAGCUCCAGCAAUGCCUACAUGAGGCAGCCCAAUUUCCCCGCCGGCCUGGAGCGGUACAUGUGA
Messenger RNA from Apus apus (common swift), 1173 nucleotides. It is a transcript of the gene FOXE3, whose product is annotated as forkhead box E3. The transcript has a single exon. Gene Ontology annotation, biological process: cell differentiation; regulation of transcription by RNA polymerase II; anatomical structure morphogenesis. Lineage: Eukaryota; Metazoa; Chordata; Aves; Apodiformes; Apodidae. The record is from RefSeq and is a predicted model, not a curated record. Bases 1 to 1173 code for a protein of 390 amino acids. Gene Ontology annotation, molecular function: DNA-binding transcription factor activity, RNA polymerase II-specific; RNA polymerase II cis-regulatory region sequence-specific DNA binding.